Ceratina calcarata is the source of this 673-nucleotide messenger RNA. Its product is annotated as interferon-inducible double-stranded RNA-dependent protein kinase activator A homolog. The annotation marks the transcript as partial. The transcript has a single exon. The record is from RefSeq and is a predicted model, not a curated record. NCBI's taxonomy places the organism in Eukaryota, Metazoa, Arthropoda, Insecta, Hymenoptera, Apidae. Gene Ontology annotation, biological process: regulation of regulatory ncRNA processing; siRNA processing. Gene Ontology annotation, molecular function: double-stranded RNA binding; siRNA binding. Gene Ontology annotation, cellular component: RISC complex; RISC-loading complex; cytoplasm.
AUGUCAAGAGCACAAUCAACGGACCAAACCGAAGGUCAAGAUGAAAUGCUGCACCGAGUAACGGAUAUGCUAUUAAGUCUAGAAACUACCAGUAAAACACCGAUAUCAGUUCUGCAAGAAAUAAUGAUGCUUAAGAAAAUACCAUUACCCAUAUAUGAGCUAAUAAUCGCAGAAGAUGGAACGCACGACAAUACCUUUGUGUACAGAGUGUCUUGUGAUAACAAGGUAGCCAUCGGAAAAGGAAGCUCAAAGAAAGAAGCUAAACAAAGAGCUGCAAAUUCAAUGCUGUUAGAAAUUGCCCAACGGGACUUGAAAUUACCAAUAAGCAUAGACAAACCUUCCGUUUCUACAUCAACCACUAUGUAUGAGUCUACACCAGAACCACAAGACGAGCAUUUUGGGGACGCAGUCAAUGACUUGGAUACCCUGUGUCUUGACAAUAAUAUAUGUAUACCGGAAUAUCAAAUAAUCCGCGAGGAAGAAUUUCCAAACAAUUUUGUUUGUCAGUGCAAGAUAAAUAUUCCCGAAGAAAUGGGUAACGCAGAAACCGAACAGCAAGCCAAACAAAUUGCAGCAGAAAGAAUGUUAAAUAAAUUAAAGAGUUUAACAACCACAUCAGUUCAUGAGAAGGAUUCUCGCCAAAACACUCCGAAACCUAUACGAACAAUAAGCG